AUGGCCGCGACACCGUUCCGGGUCGAAGCCUGGAUAGAAUACGCCAUCGGCAUCGUCAUUCUCCUCGGGCGGAUUGCCCACAGGGUGCACGUCGUGGGCCGGAACUGGCACGGAGACGACUUCUUCGCCGUCGCCGCCGUCCUCCUCUUGACGGGAGAAACCGCCAUGCUUGAACUGAUAGGACAAUGGGGAUCCAUCGUGGGCUUGACCGACGACCUUGCCCUCUCCCUGACAGGGGCCCAGAAGCAACGCAUCGUCAUGGGCGCCAAGGCCGACAUUGCCGGAUGGUGCCUGUACAUCACGCUCAUAUGGUGCCUGAAGGCGUGCAUGCUCUUCUUCUACCGCCGCCUCACGCUCGAAACUCGGCAGAAGCGCCUCGUCACCGUGGCCGCCGUCGCGUGCGUGUGCUCUUACGUUGCCACGGUCGGCGUCGUCCUGCUCCGGUGCCUGCCGUUCCGCAGAAACUGGCAGGUCUACCCGAUUCCAGGUGCCGGUCCAGACAACUGCGCCAGCCCGAAUCAGAUAUUUCUCACCCUAGUCGUGACGAAUGUGUUCACGGAUCUGCUCCUCCUGUUCAUCCCACUGCCGCUGCUGUGGAUCGUGCGGCUUCCAUGGUCCAAGUACGACUACGACGGCGCUGGCCUUUUGGCCGGUGAAGACACAACACAGGGGGCUGGGCUAAUGACGACCAGGAAACUCGUAUACGGGCUCUGGCUCACGACAGGCAUCUUUGUCAUUGUCGCGAGUCUGCUGCGAUGCGUCCUGUCUUUACAGAAUGCGAGCAAGGUCGAUGUCUCCACGAUAUGGGCCAUCCGCGAGACGUUUGUGGGCAUCAUUUCGGUCAACGCGCCGAUCCUGGGACCGUGGAUCAUCCGGAAGGGCACCGUCAUUGUCCACAGCGUGUCGUCCCGGGACCGGUCCGGGAGCGACCUCGGCCCCAAGGCGCUCUCCGUCGUGACCAUCGGCCGCGCUCAUCGGCCGCACUGCCACGGCGGCAAGUACGGCCCUACGGACUGGACGGCCAUGAGCGCCAGCGAGGAAUACAUGGUGGGCGACGAGGUGCGGCGCCACGGGGGCACCGCGGCCCCGUGGUCGUGGUCGGUCGCCGCGCCGGAGCAGGUCUGGAAGAGGGACCAUGUCAGAGUUUAG
Messenger RNA from Metarhizium album ARSEF 1941, 1149 nucleotides. RefSeq lists its product as uncharacterized. The record is from RefSeq and is a predicted model, not a curated record. Lineage: Eukaryota; Fungi; Ascomycota; Sordariomycetes; Hypocreales; Clavicipitaceae. Bases 1 to 1149 code for a protein of 382 amino acids. The transcript is spliced from 7 exons.